UCGUGUGUUGCGGGCUGCUGCGGCUCGGGCGCGACAGUUCUCUCUCGACCAUCGUUGGAAGAUUUUCGCGUUCCGUCGAAGGCGAACAGCGAGAGCGAGUGUGUGUAUCGAAGAAAAAAAAAAAAAAAAAGAGAGAAAAAAAACUGAACGAGAACUACAUCCUUCCAUUCUUUCUCUUUCUCUCUCCCUCUCUGUCUUUGUUCCUCUCUCUUUCUCUUUUCAAUUGAUUUCAAAAGUUCAUUAAUCCAUGUUCCAUUCCUUUCCAUUUUCCUUUAUCAUGAAGAUCGAGAAGAAAAGAUUAUCGCUCGCCAAAGCUUGGUUCCCACGGAAGAGAGGAUAAACGGAAGAAAUAAAGAAGGAGGUGGUUGGAAUUGGUUGAGGUGGUGGAGGAGGUACUGGAGGUGGGAGGCGAGGCGAUCGUGUUCAGAACCGGGACGGAACAUCGAUCAACGGCAUGUGGAAACGCCUUGAACCAGAUACGAAAGCAGCAGCAGCGUUUUUUUCGGCCUCGACCGCGAAUCGCUGGAACGGCGCGCGCUCGGAUCUCGAAUCUCCUAUUAGCCGAUACCCCGAUGAUCUCUUGUCGUCGCAUUCAUCUUUGAAGUUCGGCCCGCCAACUUCGAAUCGGACACGAUCGUCCCACGUCGUCGAACAAACGAGGCUCUUUUCCUAAUUCGAAGACAGAGGGCGGCUUAUCGCUCGAAAUUGAUCUCGAUCUAUCUAUCGUCUUUUUUUUUCCUUCUUCUUCUUCUUCUCUUCCUCCUCCUCUUCUUCGUCCUCCUCUUCUUCCUCUUCUUCGCUCCUCCUCGCGCUCUUUUUAUUUCUUAUUGUUAACAAAGAAGAAAAGACAAAAGAAAAAAAGAAAAAGACAAAUGAACAUUAUCCUUACGGAUGGCCGAAUAAUAAUCGGAGAGUGCGAAAUAUCAUUCAUGUUCUCGUCACACGAAUUAACGAUAAUCGGACCAAAGUGAAUCAGAAAAUUAUAUUUGAAGAUCGUCGACUUCGAAAGUCCGAUAUUACUUGGAGCUUAUCUCAAAGAUGUCUUCGUUGUUAAGAUCAAACUUGGUAGAAGCUCUGCGGUUUCACCGCUUCCGGAACUCUACGAGUAUCGCAAGAAACCUCCUCGAUUAGUUCGUUGUUUGUUACAUUACGAGUCCUUCGAUCUUCGAGAGGUUUGAAGUAUCUAUAGAAGAAGAGUGGGAUUUUCAUGCACACACAUACACACACACAUACACACAAAAAAAAAAUAUAUAUAUAUAUAUAUAUAUAUAAAGAAAGUUUGUUAGAUCUUACAAAUCGAACGUUUAUUACGAAAAUAUAAACAAUAAAGAACCUUCAAUAUAUUUUAACGAUAAUCAAAGUCUAACGAGUAGCGAGAGCACGACGCACACGCCGUUCAUCGAAAAUAUUUUUAAACAGUUCGAGAAAGGAGCACGUUGAAUCGUAGAGAUUAAAAUAGUUUUGUCUUCGUUCCUUUCGAGCGAGCAUCGUUUUAGAGAGACUAUUUCGACGUUAUCGCAUUAACGCGAGAUAUAUAUCUAUAUUAUAUACAUAUGUAUGUGUAUAUAUAUAUACAUAUAUACGUAUGUAUAUAUAUAUAUACAUACAUACAUAGAAACACAAAAUAAAAGGAAAGAAAAAAUAUAGCCUGCGUUCAUGAGAUUAAAAAUAACUGCCAACGUUAAAGAAACACUUGCCAAUCAAAGUUCGCGUUACGGAAAACUUUACGUCAAUAUCGCGAACUUUCUUUCUUCUUCCUUUCUUCCAUUUCCUUUUCAUCUUGUCCUUAUUACCACUCGACGAGUCUCCAAGGAUUUAACUUUGUUCACGGUGUUCAAUUAUGAAGGAAAGUAUAAGAUAAAUGAGAAGAGAAAAUAUUCGCUAAAAGUAAGAAUUAUUUUUCGUCAGAAGAACAGAGAAAAAUAGUUAUACAUAGAUACAUAUAUACAUAUAUAUAUAUAUAUAUAUACAUAUAUAUACAUAUAUAUAAAGAUAUCUAUAUAUAUAUACGAGUACAUAUGUAAUAGAUACAUAUGUAUGUAUGUACUCUCUAUAAAUACAACCGUAUGUCGAUUAUUCUGUCCAAACGUGUUAUCAUCAGGAAAGAAAAUAUCGGAGCAGUUAUAAAUCAAAGAAACGGAGGAGAAAAUAGUUCCGAUUACGAUUUCUAAACUACCUCAGGUGUAACUUUUAAUUCGAUCGAUUCGUUAUCCUGAAUGAGAAAAGAAAGGAAAUAAUUUAAAAGUACAUUUCCAAGAUCGAAGAUUUAGCUGAAAUUUAUCGUUCUCUACUAAGAAAUAACGAGAGGAUAUUGUCGGAAAAUGAUGAAUUAAUAAUUAAUGAAGCUUAAAAGCAUUAUGAUAAACGUGUUGUUGUGUAAUAGAAAGAGAGAAAAAUAAUAUAAUAGAAAAAUAUAUAAGAGAGAGAGAAAGAGAAAUAGUAGAUAUAUAUAAAAAGAACGGAUGAAAUAAGAGAAGCAUAGAAACGUACACUUAUGCAGAUGGAUACGUAAAUUCAGUAUUUUAGGUGAAAUCGAAAGUCGAACGAGGCUAUAAGGGAUGACUUGUAUCAAUAUAACCUUGAAGGGAUAAUAAUAUUCUCGUGAAUGUGUGCGUGUGUUAACAUUCAAAUAUACAUACGUGCACGAAUGUAGAUUCGUUUUGGACACGAUACGGUACGGCACGGUACGAUACGGUACAAUAAGCAGUUAGUUUCUUCGAGGAAUACAUAUGAGUGAAGUAUAAACGAUAAAGAAAGAAAAAGAAAAAGAAAAAGAGAGAGAGAGAGAGAGAGAAAGGGAGAGAUUAGAAUAAAGAACGUGGAAAAAAGGUUUAGCAGAGAUUUUUCAAAAUAGUAUAGAAAGCGAAAAGGAUAUGUGCCGGCGUAGAAAAACAUCUAACGAGAAGUCGGCCGGUGAAAAUAAUGCCGAUGGAGGAAGAUGAGGUUAGAGCUAAGAAAAAUAAAAGGGAAAAGAACGCAAAAAAGGGGAAACGGGAGAAAAAGAAACGACGGGAAAUUACGGUGAGGAAGAAGCGAUCCAGCCAUGUCAUGGGAGUCUAUUUCGUCCAGGGAUUACCUUGGUGGAUCGGCGAGUCAUCAGCUGUCGGCGACCGCCUUGCUGGGUAGCCCAGAUGGCUCGAGACACCCUCUCGAUGUAUGUGAAUUCACGGAGGAGGAUUAUCGGCAUCAAAAUGGCAGUGGGAAUAGUCAUUACCAGCAUAGCAGGCCAGGUACAGGUUUAUGGGAGUGUCUCGUAGGUUGCAGACGGCGACUGGACCAGCAAUUGGCUCGUCGAAGGGUAGAGCAAGGAUUAAAAUUGUAUCGAGCACACAAACAACAGGCGGCCGUACGAAAAUGGAGAGGCGCAUUGAAGAGUAUCCGGCAACGCGAGGACAAAUUCGCGCUUCUGGGGUAUCUUUAUCAAGCCUAUAUGGAUUGGGGAAAGUACAGAAUUUUUCUACGGACGAAGGAUGCUUGUGCAAUGAACGUUUUAAAAGCAACCGAAGAGCUUUUUUACCGUUGUGCUUGCGAUGCGGUCCAGCUGUUUUCCAAGAAAUUAUAUAGGGACAGUAUCGACUUUGGUCAGAGACAGCUUUGUAUCUCGGAAGAAUUGGACUCGCCUAAUAUGCGAGCGGAAGCGUAUUUGAACUUGGCCAGAGCUCAUGAGAGAUUAGGUGCUUUGGACAGAGCCUUGGAUUAUGCCAGACACAGCUUGUAUAACGAGUGCGAUCAGUGCGCCACUGCUGGAUUAGUUCACUUAACCGUAGGCAGAGUCCACUUAGAACUAGCAGGAUUCUGUAAAGCCUUGGAGGCCUUUCAAAGAGCUCACAAAAUCGCCCACUCCAUUCAAGAUCCUUCCUUAGAGUUACAGGUAUAUGUCGGGCUAUCGGAACUCUUCUGCAGAUUACAGGAUGCCGACAAGAGCGCGAGAUAUGCCGCGAGAGCGUACGAUCUUUCGCGAAGCUUACAGCUUGGCGAUCUAAAUUCGCGACAUCACAGAGCUGCUCUCCUUCAGAUGGCCGCGGCCUUGAGGAAGAAAGGAGAACUGGGUGAUGCUCAUGACUAUUGUUCGGAAGCAACGCGAUUGUCGCUCGUUUCAGGCGACCAAGCUAGCUAUGCUCGAAGUAUACGAAUAAUGGGGGAUAUUUAUCGAAAGAAAUCCGACAUAAAUAAGGCGUUUCGCCAGUACGAAAGCGCCAUGGGAUCUGCCGCUGCGACUGGUGAUCGACUUUGCCAAAUGGAAGCGAUGGAUGGAGUGGCUAGGUGUUUCGAGGCUCUCAGAUUGCAGCACAAGAUAUGCAACUGCCGGCCCCUUGAAUUCAAUACCCGCCUUCUGGAAGUAGCUGGAUCCGUCGGUGCUAAGCUCUUAGUGAGGACCGUCAGAUCGAGGCUAUCACGGAUUUACGGUUCCUUGGGGGAUGAAGAACAAAAAGGACAUCACGAGAGACUCGCCGCCACUAUGGAAGAAGAUUUAGAAUUACGGUGCGGUGGUUGCAACGAACCGUUCGGCUUGGAAGCCGAUUCCCUCGAGGCAUUACCUUGUUCUCACAUAUUACACGCCAGGUGCGCUUACGACAUACUGAAAAAGCGCGACAAAAAGAAGAAACGUCUCUGUCCGGAUUGUCAUAAAUCUGUCAGCUCACGAUUGUACCUGCAUUGCGAGGAUCCACACGGCAUGAAUACUUUAAAUCAUAGUUCCUUGAGUCUGGCGUCUCUGAGGGCCAGCAGCCUAGCGACACUGGAGGAUUGUCACGCCACGAGUAGCGUCUAAGAAAGGCCCGACGUUUAUUCGUAUAUUCGUUCGAUCGUUCGAUCGCGUAUAAAUAUGUGCCACGAUUGUGCACCAAUCUAUCUAACUAUUUAAAAAAGAAAAGAGAAAAUAGAAAAAAGAAAAAAAAAAGAAAAAAGAAAAAAGAAAUCCUCGAAAGUUCGAGAGAGAGGCUCAUCAUAACGAGAACGGCGUAGGAAAGGAAAAUUAGUAUUGAUGAAUUGGGAAUAGAAAGAAUGCUCGAAUCGAUUGCUAUUGUGAAUUGUUAUCUUCUCCCUAAUUAUUAUCGAUAGCUGUGUACAGAAUAAAAUUUAAAUCCUACGAAAUGUUCGAAUAGCGUUUCAAUUUCGAACGGGAAGGAUUGAUUUCUUAGCUGCGCGAUAUUACAAAUCUAUAUGUAGCCGUUAUCUCUAUUUCUAUCACUAUUCCUUUUUUCCUUUCUUUCUCAAAUAUGUUUCUACCUUAUGUCUGUAUCUCUUUUUGUCCUCGUCAUUUGUAAUUUAGGAAUAGAAUAUAUAAUUCGUUUGUUAUUCAGCUUAGUUCGAAAUAUUCUGUCGCCGUUAAAUGUUGUUGACGAGAAGAUCUGAUGAGAGAACGCCAUACUCGUUGAGUCCUUCCAAAAUCGAAAGACUAUUAUUUUUAACCCGUCCCUACAUACAUUCCUAAGAAUGAAAUUCUACUGAGAUUAGUUUUUAAUAGAGCGGAUCGCAUACGCACGAACUUAAUAGACAUAUAUAUAUAUAUAUAUACAUAUAUAUAUAUAUACGUGUGUAUAUAUAAUAUUUAAAAAUUGUUACAUCUUAUAAAGAAUGCUAUAACUUAAUUAACAACUGUUGAUUAUAAAUCUUUGAUUAGUGACGUGGCAAGAAUAUAACAUUUAUGCGAAUCUAUCCGUAUUGAUCUAAAAAAAUGAUGAUCGCUAGACCUCGACGGAAGAAGAUUCAUAUUACGAUUUAUCGUUUGACAAUCUUCCUGAUUAAAGAAUAAAGUUUAACGUAAAACUGUAUGUGCACGUCGUAAAAGAUUGAUUUUAAAUAAAAUUAUCCAAUUAA
This is a messenger RNA of Vespa crabro (European hornet), 5820 nucleotides long. RefSeq names its product 43 kDa receptor-associated protein of the synapse homolog. Gene Ontology annotation, cellular component: synapse. The coding region runs from base 3044 to 4771 and encodes 575 amino acids. Lineage: Eukaryota; Metazoa; Arthropoda; Insecta; Hymenoptera; Vespidae. The record is from RefSeq and is a predicted model, not a curated record. Gene Ontology annotation, molecular function: protein-membrane adaptor activity; acetylcholine receptor binding. The transcript has 11 exons. Gene Ontology annotation, biological process: chemical synaptic transmission.